AUGGGCAAGGGAAAUAGGGUUCUUCACGGUGGUGAUACAAAAAACGACGCCACAUCUCUUGCCAGAACCAUCCAUGAUGCUAGCCUCCAUCUCCACCGUUCCAUUCUCAGCGAGUGCAGAUCCACGACGAGUUCAACAACAUCUGAAGGAGUACGUGAAGCAUCCCCAAUCUACUGUGAAUUAAUCUACCUCGGUACUUGUAUGAAAGUCAUUGACAAUGGCAGUGGUCUUGGAAUUGAUUAUGACGGCUCAAAAUCCCGGAACUCUGAAAUUUUUGUUGGUUACAGUGUUGAAGAUUAUGCUUAUGUUGUUGCUCGAGCUGUAAAAUUCGUGUGUGAACGUACUGCUGUGAAGCAUCCCGUGAUUUGCAGUGAAAGCGACCGUGCCAUUGUGUCUCACCACUCUGUUUUGGUGUUCCAAGCUAUUUCCAAAAGCAGUGCCAUUUCGACCACAAUCUGGCGUCGAUAA
Molecule: messenger RNA, 468 nt
Organism: Olea europaea var. sylvestris
Lineage: Eukaryota; Viridiplantae; Streptophyta; Magnoliopsida; Lamiales; Oleaceae
Product: arginine decarboxylase-like
Exons: 1
Coding region: 1-468 (155 amino acids)
Biological process (GO): L-arginine catabolic process; spermidine biosynthetic process
Molecular function (GO): arginine decarboxylase activity
Source: RefSeq, a predicted model, not a curated record